ACAGAGAGACAGAGAGACAAAGAGAAAAAGGGAGAGGAAAGUUGAACUGCAGCCGAGUCUGGAAUCCCACGCAGGCCGCCGCCAUGAUCAUCAAGACAAUUUUCUGUCUUGCUCUGUUGCAACUUGCAGCUUCUCACAAACCAGAUGAUUUGCUGGCGAAGAAAGAUUGCUUCGAAUGCUGCAAAUACGCCAUGGAGUCUGAUGAGUACAACAAGUGCUGUGUGAAACGUGGUUGUUGUCCAAAUUGCGAGAAGGUGCCCUUUGGAUCCUUAGGCACAUAUCCCAUCCAAUACGACUGCAAGAGAGCGUGGAAAUGUUGCCUCCUCCCUUUCCUUUCUGAAGAAUUCCAUCAGUGUUGCAUGUCGUACGGCUGUUGCCCGAUCUGCGAUGGAGUGCCGAAAGGUUGUUGCUACGGCAGUAAAAUGCAAGUCUGGGGCGGCACAGUAGCCUCCUUCCCCGAGGUCUGCCUGGAGCUGAGGUGUGGCGCUUCUCUCCUUAAGGACCAGCCGUAUGUGCUUCCGCAGAUCGUGCCAUUCUUCCUGCCCAAAACCGAGUGCAAAGACCCCUGCGAGCACGCCCAGAACAGGCACUGCCUUGACGCCCACCACAUCAUCCGCGACGAGGGGGACACGUGGUACGAGAGGGCGACGUGCGAGCUGUGUUUGUGCCGCGACGGGCAAGUUACGUGCAACCGCGUGCGUAUGCCGUGCCCGCCACCGCCGAAGCCCCACUGCCGCCCCGUCGGGAACGGCUGCUGCCCCAAUUACGACUGCAGUGACGUCAUAAGCUGCCCGGCUCUAGAUACAUUUGAGUCGAAUUGCCGUUUGUACAAGAAGCGAUGCCGCACCGAUAAGGACUGCAAGGAAGAUGAACAUUGCUGCUCUGUGGGGCGCUGUGGCAAAGUUUGUCAAAAACUCUGCGUGGACGAGAGCGGAAUCCGACACGCGAUCGGCGAGACGUGGAUCUCCGCGACCAACUCGUGCGUGGUCGUGACGUGUCUGGAGGGCGGGGCCACCUCCGAAACGCACAUUCAGUGCCCCAUCUGUCUGCUCCAGAUCUCGACCUCGUGCAAGUGGGUUCACCCAACCACCGACUGCUGCGGCCACUGGGAAUGCCCCGAAAGGGUCGCACAGCUGGGCGACGUGCACCCGCGCUGUGAACCAACAAUAUCUACCAACAUCACGGUGGGGAAGGAGGAGAUACUUAUAAGUAAAAAUCGGGAUUCCUAGAAGGUGGAAGGUGGG
Messenger RNA from Penaeus chinensis, 1244 nucleotides. RefSeq names its product kielin/chordin-like protein. Gene Ontology annotation, molecular function: peptidase inhibitor activity. NCBI's taxonomy places the organism in Eukaryota, Metazoa, Arthropoda, Malacostraca, Decapoda, Penaeidae. The record is from RefSeq and is a predicted model, not a curated record. Gene Ontology annotation, cellular component: extracellular region. Bases 84 to 1229 code for a protein of 381 amino acids. The transcript is spliced from 8 exons.